This is a messenger RNA of Larimichthys crocea (large yellow croaker), 1448 nucleotides long. It is a transcript of the gene cd40lg, whose product is annotated as CD40 ligand. NCBI's taxonomy places the organism in Eukaryota, Metazoa, Chordata, Actinopteri, Sciaenidae. Gene Ontology annotation, biological process: immune response. Bases 392 to 1084 code for a protein of 230 amino acids. The transcript has 4 exons. Gene Ontology annotation, molecular function: tumor necrosis factor receptor binding. The record is from RefSeq and is a predicted model, not a curated record. Gene Ontology annotation, cellular component: membrane.
CACAGGCGUUUUGGUAUGUGCUCAUAUUAUUAUACUAUAAGUCAUACUAAAUGAUAUAAUAAUCUUCAUAGGAAUUUGUUUUUCUCUGGCCAAAAAUAGAAGUAAUGUCACAGUAUAGAAAUACUGAGUAAUACCAGACCUCACGGCAUUGUGUGGCACUAAGGAACAUAUAUCAGGCAAAAAGGAAGGAAGAAAUAAAAAAAAAGAGGUGUUUCAAAAGCACACGUACACAUAAAGGUCACAUCUCUCACAGAUCUAAAUGUUGAAGAGUUCAGAACUUCCAGGAAGUAGCAAGACAAAAAAACUCAGCUGCUUGAAAGAGCAGCAGUUCAGAAGUGCAUGGGAUGUCACGGACGUCAGGCCUCUCUAGGAUUCACCACUUCUCUCCACGAUGAUCAACACUUACCAGACCAGCCUUGCUCCACCGCCGGUGCCUCCACGACUCGGCAGGUCUCACCCGGUCCUCAUCCCGACUCCGCUUCCAUCACAAGGCCACAGCACCUCUCUGAUCCGGUUUUUGGUUGGUGUGGUGUUGCUGCAAUUAUUCCUGUCGAUUGGAGGAUUCGUCUUACUGUACAAAAAUUACAACAUGGAGACACUGCUCUCAAGUGAAGGAAAAGUAGCUUCUCAUUCAUCAGAAAGGCAGGAAACUUCAUCCAGACCCUUGGCACGCAUGGUAGUUGAGCAGGAACCACACGCACUAGGACAUUAUCUCCAGUGGGACAUGACCCACUCAGUUCGUAAGGGCAUCAACUACUACCACAACAGUUGGCUGACUAUCCUCCAGCCUGGUGACUACUACGUCUAUUCCAGGGUGACCUUCUCCAAAGGCGACCCUCAGAAUCCACUUGCCAGCAAGGUCAAGCUGAGGAAGAAUGAGACAGGAGAGGAGAAGACUGUGAUGAAGGCCUAUUGCAGCAUGGACAGCCACAGUGGGUCUGCGUUGAUCCCUCGCAUGUGCACAGCCUCGCAGGGGGAGGUGAUCACACUGGAGAAAGGAAACCAGCUCAGUCUCUGGGUACAAGACCGUUCACUGGUAAACUAUGAAGAUGGAGCCACAACCUUUGGGAUGUACAAACUGUAGGACUCCUCUAAGAGCACAUGCAUGGACCUAAACUGAAGAGUGGGAACUCAUGAAGUGAAUGGAAGCUACUGAGAACACUGUUAUAAAGACUUAUUGUUUCUGAUCUUUUAUAUGGAUUUCAGAGACAGAAGCCACGUUCCUAAACUAUAAUUUAUUACAUCAGAUAUCAUUUUUUGUCAUUUCUGUUGCAGUCUUAAUAUUGUGAAUGGUUGUUCUAUAUUUAUUGAUGUAAAUGAGGUUGUAUGGCUGUGAAAUCAAACUAUUUAAUCUAAAACAUUUCUUCUUCUCUGCAGUUUGUCUUGCAUGUGUUUUUAGUUUUUAGUAAGUUAAAGAAGAUAUACACAUUAAAGUAAAACACCACACA